AUGGAAAAAAUAGAUCAUUUUCCUAUAGGAGCUAGUACACAUAAGAAGCUUAGGUUAUUUGGUUUCGAUUUCGAUUUCCAUGGAGAUGAUGCCACUAAUCCAAGUGGUAAUGAUCGUAGCGACGAGCAAAUGCAAGUGAAGCGUAAGUGUCCAUUUUGUGACAAAGAGUUCACGAAUUCUCAAGCAUUGGGAGGUCACCAAAAUGCUCACAAAAAAGAGAGGUUGAUGAAGAGAAGAUCACAAUUUGAGGAGAAAAAAGCAAGUAUUGAGUUCUAUCUUCGGUCUCUAGAUCAUCCAUUUACGAACUCUUUGGUGUAUGAUUCCAUGAAUGAGCCCCAACUUUUGUUCAACUCUACUAAGCCUUACCAUAAACAUGGUUGUGAUGGGCUUGAUUUAAGCCCCUUGCAAAUUUAUGUCCCAUAUUAA
Chenopodium quinoa (quinoa) is the source of this 426-nucleotide messenger RNA. Its product is annotated as zinc finger protein 5-like. Gene Ontology annotation, molecular function: DNA-binding transcription factor activity; transcription cis-regulatory region binding. Bases 1 to 426 code for a protein of 141 amino acids. The transcript has a single exon. Gene Ontology annotation, cellular component: nucleus. Gene Ontology annotation, biological process: trichome morphogenesis; gibberellic acid mediated signaling pathway; trichome differentiation. The record is from RefSeq and is a predicted model, not a curated record. NCBI's taxonomy places the organism in Eukaryota, Viridiplantae, Streptophyta, Magnoliopsida, Caryophyllales, Amaranthaceae.